Messenger RNA from Megalops cyprinoides (Indo-Pacific tarpon), 6632 nucleotides. Its product is annotated as retinoic acid-induced protein 1. The record is from RefSeq and is a predicted model, not a curated record. Gene Ontology annotation, biological process: circadian regulation of gene expression; regulation of transcription by RNA polymerase II. NCBI's taxonomy places the organism in Eukaryota, Metazoa, Chordata, Actinopteri, Elopiformes, Megalopidae. Gene Ontology annotation, cellular component: nucleus. The coding region runs from base 153 to 5825 and encodes 1890 amino acids. The transcript has 5 exons.
AGGCGCGCUAGAGUGAGAGAGAGGCAGCCUGACUCGGACACGGAAUACCAGUGCCAUUUUCACAUCGCGAGAGGCUCGGGUCUGGACACAACCAGGAGAGAGGCUUGCCAUCUCUGCAGAGCCCCCCCUCUCCAACUCCCUCAGCCGGAGCCAUGCAGUCCUUCAGAGAGAGGAGCGGUUUCCACGGUAACCAGCACUGCUAUCAGCAGGAUCCCCACGAAUCAUCGCGCCUCGAGAGUUACAGGCACCACCACAGCCACGGCCACAGUGGCCGGGGCUACGAGGCGCACACCCUUACCGCGGCGUCCGUGGCGACGGCAGGAGCCGGGUCUAAAGACUGUUACAGCCUGCAGGCCUACCCCAUUUACAGUGGGGGGGAAUCUGCCCCGGCCAAAAAACAGUACAAGGAGGGCAAAGUUUCAGCCCAGCACAUGCAGAGCAGCUACACCAAUCAUGCACUGGGCCCCGCCUACCCAGCUCAAUACCUAAGCGAGGGCCACCUUCAGCAGAAGUGGGCAGAGUCCCCUCACCUGCCCCAGUAUGAGCAGGAGGCAACAGGAACGGUGGCUCCUGGGGCCUCAGGCGGGUCCCAGUAUCUGGAGCCGAACAUGCUGGCCAUUCCCCAGAGCCAGUGCCCACACACUGCCCAGCCGUCCACACCGGUUUACACCGGCGGCCACCACCAACGGCACCCAUCACGGAACAGCUCCCCAUCCCCCGUGAUCCACGCCCAGGGACGCCUGCACUUCCCCCAGCACCCCCAGCCCCUGUCCUCCCCCGCCCAGUCCUACAUGGACAAGUGCACCCCCAUGCCGCACUGCUACAAGGGCUACCCUAUGCCCCCCGGCUCCCAGUACAGCAGGCAGAUGGCAAGUAGCGGUGCCAACAACCUCAAGCCGAGCACCUACAGAUCUCAGAACAGCUACAACUACCCCCAGCCUCCGUCCAGAGUUGGGUAUGAGCAGAUGUCCACCAUGCAGGGGAUCCCUGCUUCCCAGGACAGCCUCUCAAAGUACCAGCACUUCGGUCAGCCUCAGCAGAGCUACUGCCUGUCGGAUGUGUCUGUGCGGUCGCCGGAGCAGUACUACCAGAACUGUAGCCCCAGCUCUGGCCACUCGCCCGCCAGGUCGAUGGGGAGGUCCCCAUCUUACAGCUCUACCCCUUCCCCCUUGAUGGUCAGUUCCGAGACCUUCCAGUACAGCCAGCAGCCCGCCAUGGCCUCUGGGGGCCCCUCCUCCUCCUCCGCCUCAUCUUCCACAGGGCUGCAGGAGCAGCUACUGAUGCCCCCGCACUCCCACGCAUCCCCCGGCGUGGGCCACCAGGGGGCGGGCUACUCCGGCACCCUGAAGGAGAGGUUCUCCGAGAAGCUGCUAUCCAACCCAAGCCUGUGGAGCCUCAAUGCCCUGACCUCCCAGGUGGAAAACAUACCCAGCAAUGUCCAGCAGCUCCUGCUCUCUGAAGCAAUGGUGGGCAACAAGAAGGGAGGCAAGCGAGGAGGCAUGAAGAAGGGGGAGGACUUCAAGGGCCAGCCUCAGAUGCAUGAGGACACCUCAUGCCCAGAGGUCCAGAACAGCGUGCCCCUGCCAGAGGCCUACGGGACUCCCCAGCCCAUCCUUGCCGAGUUACAAGAGGCAGGAUACUCAAGCAGCUCAGACGAGCAGCUGGAGAGGAGCUACUACUACUGUGGCCAAAACAGAAGCCCAGCACAAGCCCCCGCCAACACUCAGCACACCCUAGACGGCAUGCCCUCCUGCACCCUGACCUCACCUGAUAGCAUGUCCACUAAGUCCGAGGACUCUGCAACUGGCCUGCAGAGCGGACAGCCUGGGGACAGCGUUGGUUCUGUGCCUGGACUUCAGAGUGCACUGCCUGGGGAGCACCUCAACUCUGUGUCCAGGCUUCAGAGCGCACAAACCAGGGAAGACAUCAACAUCUCCAUGAAGAACAUCGGAGAGGCAGAACCUGCAAACAGUGUUGCUAUUCCCAGCCCUGUGAGGCCCCAGCAAGGCUCCCCGGCAGACAUCCAGGGCCUUAGAGUCUCACUUAAAGAAAAUUUUGAGGAGUCAGCUUGGUCCCUUGUUGAGGGGAAAGAGACCAUGAAGGACAACUUAACAGCAGACCAUGGCGGUAGAACUAAGGUCACUGAAGAACAUGAGCAGCAGGGGAACUGGCCAGCAGAUGAGAAAUGCACAUCCCUGUUUCAUAAGGUUGACAAAGUUCUGAUGGAGAAAAACUACCCCACUGACAUGGAGGAGAACAUAUACAGAGCGCUGCAAAACCAGUGUUAUUCGGAUGACCCAGGGUCUGCUGAAAAGUCCACUCACCCAUCAGACUUCAGCCAUGAGAGAGAGACAGGGUCCAGUGCCAAAUUAGAAACACACAAAUCAGAGUUCCAUGAUGAUUAUAAUGCCACCAGUAAGCCAGAGACCUUUGUCUGGAGGGACGACCUUGAAGAAAACCGAUACCUGCCCCUGAAAGCGGACAACCCAGGGCAUCCACAGUUCAGCUCUGGGGUGGAUCAGUUGGAGGAGAAGCAACUUUCAAAGGUGGAGAGUGAGAAGUGGGAGACUCCAAAAGAGCAGUGCUGUGCCCUUGCUGAUCCAGCCACCGAAGCGAAACAGGAGGACAGCUCACCAUCCGUGGAGGACGCUGUUAAUCAUAGAACACAGUCUCGAGAGCUGGGAGAAAUCCACAGCCCGGCCAAGGAGCAAGGAGACAAGCCUUCAACCAACACAGAUGCUGCAGGGACUGAGCUGGCUGCUGCUGAAAGGAGGCUAGCUGUUCCAGACGUAGCAACUCCACUGUUUCCCACAGAAAAGAUUUUCUCUACAAUGGCUGAAAAGGCGAUGCCUCCGACCCAGGCGAGGAGCCACCUUGAUCGUCGCGAUGCUGAGGUGCUGGAGCCCGAUUCCCCUCAACUACCAGGAAAGUCAGUUCUGCACCCCGCCCCAUCCUGGGCUGACACCCCACCUUCCCCGAAGAAAGGCGAUGAUGACAUAGAGCCGGGGAUAAGCUGCCCGAGUGCAGUGACGCCUUCACCUUCUGCCAAACUGGAGCCGAUUGGCCCUUCAGCUUACCUCGGAGUGUUCCAGAGGAAGCACACAAGGGGCAGGAGAGGACGUCCCGCGAGGCCAAUGCAUAUGGGCGUGCGGAUCAGGGGGCUGGCUGGUGGGGAAGAAAAGGGGGAUACCGCAACUAUAGCCUCAAGCAAAAGCACGCUUUUCCCAGAGGAAAUAGAGGCCAGUCACAAGGACAUCUCUAGUCAAACGCCCAAACUUUCAGCAGAGGGGUUCCCCUCCAGGAUGUGUACCCGUUCUUUCACUGCGCAGGCUGCACCAAAGCCUUGCCCUUAUUUGAAGAGGCGACCAGGUCCAAAACCUUCAGAGGGGUUUCCUACCAAGGACCCCCCGGAUAAUCCCAAGGGCUUGAUCACCAAAAUCAAGUGGAUGAAGCAAAGGGGCUUUAUGCAAGAUGCCGUGGGCCACACAAAAGGCAGGAGAGGUCCGAGUGCAACCACCCCACAAGACGAAAACCAAGACACACCUCCCCUUCCACCGCCUUCUCCCAUUAAAGACCAAAAAUCCAUGGUCCUGAGGUCCAGAAAGCAAGCAGAAGAGAUACCACCGAAAGAGAAGGAGAAGGAGAAGAGGACUGUGUGCAGUCCUCCAAAGAAGCUGAAAGAAAUGAAGAAGCAGAAGGUGGCAUCAAUGAAAGAUCAGGAUGGAGUGGGUCCGAAACCCAACCUCACUGCCUCUCUACAGAAAGGUGUCUGCAAGACUGCAAUAUGCAAACCAGAUGAGACGAUUACACCCAUCAAUAAGAGGAAAUCCAGUUUUCCUUCUCCUGUGCCCCUGAAAAAACAGAGAGGGGUGAAAGGUGGCAAACUGGAGACCGAAAAGACUCCUGUAGAAACCAAGGUAACAGUUGUAAGAGGUCCCAAGAAGAAGCUAAAGAGAGGGGAACAUUUGACAGCAUCUUUAGGCUGCUUUCCUACCAAAGAUCCUCCCCUCCCUGCCAGUGACAUAGCAGACCUCUCUUGCACACCUCCUCAGUGUCCUACAAAAACCAAGUACCUACCCCCAAGGAAAGGCAGAGGUCUAAAGUAUGAGGCUAUGGUUCAGAAGAUUACAUCCCCAGGGUCAAAAAAACAAGUCCUGAAUCCUCAAGUAGACACACCUGGAGAUCUGGUGUCAAAAGCCACUGCAACACAGGUUGUGGAAGAAAAGGAGAUGGUAAAAGCUGCAGAGGUGAAAGUAGAGGACACUAAAGACUCACAGAGUGCAGCUGUAAAGGAAGAAGAGGCAUGCGUCAAAGCCGCCACUGUCAGGAGGAGGAGAGGGAGGCCAGCGGGGAGUGGGGAUCGCCAUGAGGUGGCACCACCAGAGGCCACCAGCCUAGUCAUAAACACUCCCCGACUGGCUAAACAAAGAGCGAUCAAAAACAACCGCGAGAUGCACAUGAAGCAGAGGAGGAAGAGGAGGAAAGGCCCCAGCCUGCCAGAAGGCACUGCCACCAAUGAGCAGCAGGACCUGCCCCCUGCCUCCCUACCACCCCCAAUCUCCACCCCACCCCCUGAGCCUGUGCCUCCCCCUACUUCUUCACCACCCCCUACUUCUGCUCUGCCCCUGGUCUCUGCUCCACCCACCUGCACUGAAGAGCCAGUAGGCGGUGUGCAGGCCACAACCAUCACCAGCAUCUGUAAAAGGGGGAGACGCAGGUUACCUCUCACAAAAAAGAGGCGCGGGAAACCGUGCAGCAAGCAAAGCAGCACAAAACCCAACACCCUCACAAGAGGGCCCAAAAGAAAAAACAGGGAUAACUUAGAUGCCGUUAUGACUCUGGAAAAAGUACACAAACUUAAAGUGAGGCACAAAAAACAAUGUUCCGCCGCAGUGGAGCAGAGAGGCCCGGUCCUUCCUUUAAAUCACGUCUCGAGUAAACCACCAGAAAAUGAAAGCAAGCCUUCCUUUAGACCAUAUGUGCGCAUCGACAGCUCAGAGGAGCUGCCUUCCCUUUGCACCAUAGUUAACAGGCCAGAGGAGGAGCUACUUCUUCAUGAAGAGAGGAAGAAAAGUGUUGCAAAACUGAGGAAUUCUGCCAGCAUUUCCAAGGCUCCCCCAAACUCCUCAGUCAUGUUACAGGGGCCCUUGGUUAAUGCAAGCCUGACAGACAGGUGUUUAACGUGCUGCCUGUGUCAAAAACCAGCAAAUUACAGAGAGCUGGGGGACCUCUGUGGUCCUUAUUACCCCGAAGACAGUAUACCCAGGAAGGCACUGUCAUUCAGACCCAAACUGGAGUGCAGGGAGGACGGGGAGGAAACAAACAGCAGUACUGUGGAGCCCAGUCUUCCUCCGAAGAAAGAGAGCAUGAAAAGUCCAGGCAGGCGCGGGCGGCCCAGGAGAGCGGAUAAGGCCCAAAGGGAGGGCAGCGGGGGCCGGCCCAGUUUCCGGGAGCAGUACAGGAAGCUGCAGCAGUUCCAGGGGUAUGACAGGAGAGCUGGGGAGGGGUCGGACAGGGGCAGGGGCGGGGCCGGGCUGCGGAGGCUGCAGCUGGAGGCAGAGGCGAGGGAGCACUGGGCUCAUGAGGCGUGCGCCGUCUGGACGGAUGGAGUCGUUCUGAUCACUGGCAAGCUGUACGGCCUAACUGAAGCCGCGCGCAUCGCGGCUGAAACGAGAUGCUCCAAGUGUCAGAGCGUGGGCGCGUCCAUCAGCUGCUGCUGGAAAGGGUGCACGCAGAUAUUCCACUUCGUCUGUGCCAAAGACACGGGUUGCUUGUUGCAAGAAGACGAUUUUUCGUUGAAAUGUACUAAACACAAGGCUAUGUAAAACGGCCUUAUGAAUAUUUCCUAUGCAGUGCAAAAGAGGACAUAGGCACCUGCGCUGAAGAGUCCAAAUGGAUUGCACAGCUCGACCGAAACACCAGACUUGACCAUUCCCGCUCCGCAGCAACAUCACAGCGGGUCGACUGAGCAGUGUUGUCGUCGUCGAGGGCAUUUCACGUUAUUCCUCGAGAACUUUGGGACAGCUGCAUUUCAAUGUUUCGCUGAUUCAAAAGACGAGGACCAGCAAAACUACAGUGGAAACAGUAAUUAUGCGUGGUUAUUGCAAGCUGGUUUACAAUCCGACUGUGCCAUCCAUUUUAGGGGAACUGUUUCUAAGGUAUGGUUUUACACGGCAAGCGAAAACACUCCAACUGAGCGUUUUACCCCCUUAAUCAGUUCCGGCGGAUUUGCGCAUUGAUGCGCUCAGACUCAAGAUGUCAUCAGUACUUACUGGAUGUAUUUCAAUGUACGCUUGAGUGUUAAACAUGUACAUGGCGUGCUUGACAGGAGUAAAUAUUCAGAUAUGAAAAGAUAUUUUACUAUAACGCUCUUCCAAGAUGUAUUUUGAUGUGCAUUUACAAAUGUAUGACACAACCGAAUCGAUAUCAGUAUCUGUUCAACUCAAUAUUUUCAGAACUGUCGAGUUUAAUCCAAGUCAGCCACGUGCAUCAAGUAGAUCCCUGCCCAGAGACGAAGACCUUCGCAAGGCUACACAACGUCGACUUUGUGCUCUUGGACUUCUGUCUGUACCGUAGUUGAUGCUGGGAAGUGACGGCCUAGCAUAUGCACAGUACUUUAACACUCACGUCAC